Penicillium cinerascens is the source of this 978-nucleotide messenger RNA. RefSeq names its product OST3/OST6 family protein. Lineage: Eukaryota; Fungi; Ascomycota; Eurotiomycetes; Eurotiales; Aspergillaceae. Bases 1 to 978 code for a protein of 325 amino acids. The record is from RefSeq and is a predicted model, not a curated record. The transcript has 4 exons. Gene Ontology annotation, cellular component: oligosaccharyltransferase complex.
AUGAAGCCCUGGGCCACCCUCUUCAUCUUCUUUUCGGUUAUUUCCGGCGUGCUCGCCGCGAAGCCGUCCGACACAUUCGAGAAAUUCCAAUCCCUCUCCCGUUCCGGGCCCGUCGAUCUGGACAGUGCCUCGUUCAAAGAGCUGACGACCGUGCCCCGAGAUUACUAUGCGGCCGUCAUUCUGACUGCGAUUGAUGCUCGCUAUGGCUGCAUCAUGUGUCGAGAAUUCGAUUCCGAAUGGGAUCUCAUCUCCCGGAGCUGGAACAAAGGCACCAAGCUCGAAGGGUUGAAGGUCGUUUUCGGCACGCUGGACUUCGAUCAUGGCAAGGAUGUUUUCCAGAAGCUCCUGCUUCAGACUGCCCCCGUUCUUCUCCUUUUCCCCCCCACCGUGGGACCCUUCGCCAAGGUGGAUGCAGAGCCCGCGAGGUUUGAUUUCACAGGUCCAGUUACCGCUGAUCAGAUCUACUCAUGGAUCGGUCGUCACCUCCCGGACGGACCUAGACCUCCGUUGAUUCGACCGGUCAACUAUAUGCGCAUUGCCUCUGCAAUCACCCUUCUGAUGGGUGCUGCCACCCUAUUCACGGUCCUGUCGCCCUACGUAUUGCCAAUCAUCCAGAAUCGAAACCUCUGGGCUGCGGUCAGCCUGAUUGCCAUUCUCCUCUUUACUAGUGGUCAGAUGUUCAACCAUAUUCGAAAGGUACCCUAUGUUGCAGGUGAUGGCCACGGUGGCAUCAGCUACUUUGCUGGCGGGUUCCAAAAUCAAUUCGGCUUGGAGACGCAGAUUGUCGCUGCCAUUUAUGCUGUCCUAUCAUUUGCCACAAUCGCACUUGCAGUAAAGGUUCCCCGCAUGGAGGACGUGAAGGGACAGCAAUUGGCGGUGAUUACUUGGGGAGCCGUUCUCUUUGCCACGUACAGCUUCCUUCUCAGUGUUUUCAAGACCAAGAACGGUGGCUACCCUUUCUAUCUUCCUCCGUUCUAG